Molecule: messenger RNA, 3261 nt
Organism: Anopheles bellator
Lineage: Eukaryota; Metazoa; Arthropoda; Insecta; Diptera; Culicidae
Exons: 4
Coding region: 519-2336 (605 amino acids)
Biological process (GO): regulation of transcription by RNA polymerase II
Cellular component (GO): nucleus; transcription regulator complex
Source: RefSeq, a predicted model, not a curated record
ACGGAGUCCGGCAGCGGCAGCGCGCUUGCUCGCUUAAUUUCGUUCGCCCUGAUCGAAACCAGCAGCUAACCCUUAUCAAUACUCGUGAUACGAACAAGAAAAACCCCACGACAUAGUGCCACCGUGAAGAUAAUCGUCCUCAAGGAGCAAACUGCGAUUCUUCUACCUCUUUCUCGGAGCAACUCACUCGGCACGCCAACCAACUCACUUUGCCAAAGAUCGAUUUAAUUACCAUAUUACCAUGUACUAGAAGUGACCGAAACGCUUCUCUGCUUGUGCGGCUACGCUCUGAAAGUGUGGGCAAGUGCUAACGCAACCCCAGUGUGUGGUACAAAACAGUCAAUUGAACAAACUUGAGUGAGCGUCGCUUCUCACCUGGUGCUUGCUUCUCAUCGCUCACUUCUCACACCGACCGGAAACAAAGCUUCUCCGGACCUCCCAACAACACAACCGCGCCUUUUGGGAAGCAAAAAAACGAUCGGCAAGCAACAGUGCAAGGAUACCAAAAGGACGCUUGGAUGUUUGACACGAUGAUGCAGCAAGCGGUAUCGAUUAAAGCGGAACCAGAUUGGAAUGACCUUCUGGUGCCCGAGCCGGACAACCGGCAGUACUCGCUUGAGAGCGUGAUUCGCCAGCAGCAACUGCAGCACCAACAGCAGUUGCAACAACAACAACAGCAGCAGCAGCAGCAGCAACAACAACAGCAGCAGCAACAACAACAUCAGCAGCACCAACAGCAACAAUACCAGCUACGCAAUGGCGGCGGCGGCGGAAAUGUCGUUCCGGUCGCUGUUGCCCCAUCCGCUGUGAAUAUUGCGCAAAAUUCGAACAAUCCAGCGGUUGCCGCGGUGGCAGCCGCGGCCGCUGCCGUUGCUGCCUCGGUGAACGGGGUGCAACAACCGGCCAGCCAGCAAUCGGGCGCAGUUAGCGAGGACAACGAACCACUCGACAUCAUCGAAGCCAUCGGCGACUCGGAUGACAACGAUUUUGCCGAAGCAGAAUCCUUAACGUUGCAGCAGUACAAGAAAGAUGAAAAGCUGUGCGACUACUACCGCCGGAUGCCGGUCCUGUACGACAAGAGCCAUCCGCACUACAAGUUCCAGUCGAAGAAGGAAAAGGCGUGGCGCGAGCUGAGCCGGCUGUGCGAGAUGGACGUGGAGCAGUGCAAAAAGCGCAUGACCUACUUCCGGUGUCGGUUUACGGUCGAGCGGCGCAUCAUGAAGAAUGGCGUCAACUGUAGCGAGUGGCCACUGCUCGAGAAGCUCAAGUUUCUGAACAAACACAUCAAAAUCCGGAGACCCCGGGCGCCGAACGGUGAACCGGACGACACUGACGACGAAACGAACCCGAUGAACAUCCUGCGGAAGCGCCAGCGGGAGCAGCAGGAAGACGCGAAGGACGAUCUGCACGCGUACCUGGACCUCCAGCAGAUGGCGGUGGCGGCGCAGAAUCCGCAGGCGCAGCUCCACUACCAGCAGCAGCUGAAGCUGCAGGGCCACGGUCCGUUCGGUGGCCACCACGGGGCCGGUUUCCCGCCCACCGACAUGUCCCUGCACCAUCUGCAGCCUCCGCCGCCGCACCCGCAGUCACACCGCGACCACCAGCACCCGCACCAGUCACACCAGCAGCCGGGGGCGCCGGGCGGCCCGGGCCAGCAGCCGCCGCACCACCCGCAGCAAGUGCCACACCCGAACCCCCUGGCCGGGCACCCGUUCCGGGGCGGGCUGGGCUCGGUCGGCGUGGGGCACCACCACGCGCAGCAGCAGGCCGCGCACCACCACCACGCCGCCGCCGCCGCCAUGCACGGUGCCGCCGGCGGCCACCACCACCCGGGGGGCGGCCACCAGCAGCCGACGCCGGUCGAGUCGCCGAUCCCGGCCGCCAUCUCGAACGUCGAGGCGUCGUACAGCGUGCCGAAGCGGCAGCGCACCAGCUACGACGGCGACGAGGCGUCCCUGUCGAACUUCAACCUCAACCGCACGGUCAAGUACCAGAACAAUCUCGAGCACAGCGCCCACCUGGACGAGCACGGCGCGUACGGGUUGUACGUGGGCGAGGUGCUCCGCAAGCUGCCCGAGCGGAUAUCGUCCCUUACCUCGCUGAAGAUCAUGCAGCUCCUGUACGAGGCCCAGGUGCAGUCCUUCGAGACGGCCGAUGCCGUCGCCGCGGCCACCACCAACGGGGGCACGGCCGGCAAAAAGGACAUGAGCAACGGUAGCGGUGCCGGCGGUGGGGCCGGCAGUGGCAGCGGUGGCAGCUUGCAGAACGGCGGAGGAACCGCCGCGUCGUCCGAGGGCCGCCAGUCGACGGAGAGCGCCGAGUCGAGCAAGGAAUAGGCCCCGGCCAAGACGCCGCAGCCACCACCACCGCCCGCGCCGACCGCGUCGUCGGUGUUGUGGUGGUAGCGCGCACGAAAGGCGCCGCGUCCCCCCGGAGCUACAACGGACCCCGGGCGCGACAGAAGGACAACAACUACCAUCGGUUUCCCCGUUCGUCCCGCGUGUGUGCCAUCCACCCACCAUCACACCCGCCCGCCCGCCCGCUAAUGAUGUGUUAUGUAGCUAAUUGUAGGGAUCCGGCAGUCGUUCCGGUUUCGCAUUGUUUCAAUGGACAUUUGAAUACAUUUCAAAGCGACUACUCGGCCACGCUUGGUUGGGCCCGCGCGUGGUCCAACCCGUGCGGGGGGCAAGCGGCGGGGCGAAGGCGACAGAGAGGAAAUGGCGUUUCUAGGUCCUCGGGAGGUCCUUUUAGGGGGCGCCCCAGAUGGCAGUGUAGCUGUGCUUUGCGCAUAUUUAAGCCCCAUGCAUGUUGAUUUUUAACUCCAAUAGCGAGUCCCACUAACGAUUGUAAGAUAAGAAAGCAAAGGCGAUCGUGCGGAGCGAUCGUUAAACAAUUAAAACCUUUUCUCUAACCCCCCACACACGCGCGCGCGCGCACAAAGCGCGCAUGCCCGUGGCCAACCAGCCCUGGUCGGUCCGGUGGGCAUGUGCCUGUGUGCGGUGGCCAUUGUCCGUGGGAAAGGGCGGCGCAGGCCCGGUAAAACGCGGGGUCGCAAAGAGUAACACAAAACGGAAGCAACACCCAAUCAUGUACCGUUUUCAUUUCCCUCUGUCCUAGGUUUAGAACGAAUACCUGUAUGAUGUUGAUUGAGAGCAAAUUAUAAGCAUUAUUAUGUAUCAAAAGUGUGUGUGCGAGCGAGCUAGCAACAGCGAGAGAGAGAGAGAGAGAUUGCGCGUGAAAUAGCGGGCAGAGACAGGCGGU